Molecule: messenger RNA, 735 nt
Organism: Pedinophyceae sp. YPF-701
Lineage: Eukaryota; Viridiplantae; Chlorophyta; Pedinophyceae
Source: the annotation of a GenBank genome assembly
AUGCGCAGCGCGGCAGACUCACCCCGGAAUCGCGGCAUGCCGGCGUCGCCACGGCGAGCGCGCGGGGCGCAGGCGGACCUCGGCGUCGUGUCGGAGUACGACCCCGCGGGCCACCUGACGCGAUCGUGGCGCGGCGGGUGGCAGGACGCUGCCCGGGAACCACGUGGGGCCGCGGGAGGCGUGUCCGGGGCGCUUACGGCGGCGUUCCUCCCUGCGGGGUACCCCACGUCGGUGACGGACGACUACCUGCCCUUCCAGACCUGGGACACCGCGCAGGGCCUGUGCAGCUACGUGCGAGGGUCGCUGACGAGCCACGCGCUGCUGCGCGGCGUCGGCGUGGGGGCCGCGGCGGCGACGGCGGUGGCGGCGACCUUCCAGUUCAUCCUGAAGGACAUGGCCGGGAUGCUGGGCGGAAUUUGCUUCGCUUCCGCGGCGGGGGCGUCGCUGGACAAGCACGCGAAGCAGUGGCGGCUGUUUGCGGACCUGAUGAACAACGUGGGGCUGUUCAUGGAGCUCCUCUCGCCCAGCGCUGGGGCUGGGGCGGGCUUCCUCCUCCUGGCCUCGGCAGGGGCGAUGGCGCGCAGCGUGACCGGGGUUGCGGCGGGGGCGACGCGCGUGGCGAUGACGUCGCAUUUCGCGAGACAGGGCUACGUGGGCCGCCCGCGCGCCGCACGCACGGACAUUCCGCUCAACAUAUCGCCGGCACGUUGCGCGCCGAGCCUCGAGCGCUGUUGA